AUGUCUGAUUCUCCAGGCUCAACGGGGAGAAUUCACCAUGUCUCGCGACCUCACUGGAUCUUCGAUGCCGCACCACCCAUCCUGGCCACGUCUUCCACCAAUCCCGACUUCCACGUCAACAUCACCACCCCCGCCCUCACCAACCCCCUCUCGGUAAUCGAUCGGGGUACACCCCAGCUCACCCCCUCUUCCGAAGACCCCCCACCGCAGCUCGAGGUCCACCUCCAGCACCACGACACGGCAAGUCAAGACAGCCUAAGGAACAGGCCAAGGCUAGGAACACAGUGCAGUGCCGGCUUCCCGCAGAACCUCGCUGCUCCCCGUCCUCGCCGCCGCGUGCCCGACACCACUGAAAAUCGACCGAUGCCAUUCUCAGAUGCGCAACGACGCAGAAUCGCCGUCUGCUCCUGA
This is a messenger RNA of Colletotrichum orchidophilum, 411 nucleotides long. RefSeq lists its product as uncharacterized. The transcript has a single exon. Bases 1 to 411 code for a protein of 136 amino acids. Lineage: Eukaryota; Fungi; Ascomycota; Sordariomycetes; Glomerellales; Glomerellaceae. The record is from RefSeq and is a predicted model, not a curated record.